This is a messenger RNA of Aureobasidium subglaciale EXF-2481, 714 nucleotides long. RefSeq lists its product as uncharacterized. The coding region runs from base 1 to 714 and encodes 237 amino acids. Gene Ontology annotation, molecular function: proton-transporting ATP synthase activity, rotational mechanism. NCBI's taxonomy places the organism in Eukaryota, Fungi, Ascomycota, Dothideomycetes, Dothideales, Saccotheciaceae. Gene Ontology annotation, biological process: proton motive force-driven ATP synthesis. The transcript is spliced from 6 exons. The record is from RefSeq and is a predicted model, not a curated record.
AUGAACUCCUUCCGUGUCGCCCGCGCCGCUCUGCGCGUCCGCCCUACCGCUUUCGCCGCUCCCCUCGCCCGUAGAGGCUAUGCCGAUGUCGCCGCAGACAAGAUCCAGCUGUCUCUUGCCCUUCCUCACCAAGCCAUCUACAAGUCGCAGGAUGUUGUUCAGGUCAACAUUCCCGCCGAGACUGGUGACAUGGGUGUCCUCGCCAGCCACGUUCCCUCCAUCGAGCAGCUGAGACCUGGUCUUGUUGAGGUUAUCGAGGAGUCCGCCGGCAGCAAGCAGUUCUUCCUGUCUGGAGGUUUCGCUACCGUCCAGCCCGGAUCUAAGCUCAGCAUCAACGCCGUCGAGGGUUACCCUCUUGAGGACUUCAGCCCCGAGGCUGUCAGAAACCAGAUCGCCGAGGCCCAGAAGAUUGCAAGCGGCAAUGGCAGCGAGACCGACAUCGCCGAGGCCAAGAUUGAGCUCGAGCCUCUUUAUUGCCAUAUCUCUAUUACCUACACAGCACCAAUGCCGCUCAAUGUCCUGCACUCGCCCAAGGUUUGGGUUGCAGCACUCGUCCUCAAGAUCAAGCUCCAUUCCAUGGCUCUCGCCGCCAAAUGUAGACGGAGCCCCAAGCCAACCCCUGCCACAACCCCAUCUGCAGCCUCGACUCCAGCUCCAGUCCCAGCCGCAGCCGCAGCCGCAGCUCCAGCUCCCAACCCUGCUCCCAAACACUAA